Molecule: messenger RNA, 1683 nt
Organism: Fopius arisanus
Lineage: Eukaryota; Metazoa; Arthropoda; Insecta; Hymenoptera; Braconidae
Gene: Syx7
Product: syntaxin-7
Exons: 4
Coding region: 353-1171 (272 amino acids)
Biological process (GO): vesicle fusion; intracellular protein transport; vesicle-mediated transport
Cellular component (GO): SNARE complex; membrane; synaptic vesicle
Molecular function (GO): SNARE binding; SNAP receptor activity
Source: RefSeq, a predicted model, not a curated record
UAUUCUUGACGAAGUGAAUCACCUUAUUUCAACGAGUCCAUUUUCAUUUUAUUUUUUGACAGUAGUCAAGUGACAUUGGAGUCAUCUCUUGCCCAUGAGACUGCAGUACUUCAAAAUAACAUAAAUGAAAAUUCUCAACACGUUAAAAAAACUGAUUGAAAAUCAAAUUAGCUUCACGUAAUUUCUCUAGUCUCUAAUUGCGUACAGUUGCAAUUGACUUGACAUUGAAACCACCCACUGGACACCGAUGACACCAAUAAAUCUAAAUUCGAUAUCUCCCAUUUAUCUCAUUCGACAAAGCUGUUAUAUGUCGUCAAAUUUCCGACUCUGAGGUGAAGAUAAACAGCUCAAAAUGGAUAUUGGAUUUUCUUCGUACCACAACGGUGGACCUGUGAGGGAGCAGGAUUUUGAAAGACUAUCACAGACCGUUGGUACUUCGAUUUUAAAGAUUUCCCAGAAUGUAUCGUCGAUGCAGAAGAUGGUCAAUCAGCUGGGAGGUGCUACCGACUCCCAGGAGCUCAGGAAUCAGCUACACCAGAUUCAACACUACACCCAUCAACUUUCGAAAGACACAACCGUCCACCUUAAAGACCUGAACGCCAUAGCCAGUAACUCAUCGUCAACGAGUCCUGGGGAACAGACACGGAGGAACAUGCGACUGCAGAACGAAAGGCUUCACGAUGAAUUCAUGACAGCCCUCACCAGCUUUCAGGGAAUUCAGAGAUUGGCAGCUGCCAAGGAGAAGGAAAUGGUGAAGAAAGCAAAGGCUAGUGCUGGUAUACAGUUUGGAGAGAAGAAACAGGAGACACUGAUUGAGCUGCAGGACAGCAGAACACAGAAGCAAUUGCAACAGCAGAAUUUGCAGGAUGAACAAAAUCUCCGAAUGCUCGAGGAGCAGGAGGCCAGUAUACGUCAGCUGGAGAUUGACAUCAGCGAUGUAAAUCAAAUAUUCAAGGACCUAGGAGCUCUAGUCCACGACCAAGGAGAGGUAAUUGACUCGAUUGAGGCAUCUGUCGAAAGAACAGAAGUAUUUGUAAGCGAAGGAGCUCAACAACUGAGAACAGCAGCGACCUAUCAGAACAAAUUACGAAAAAAGAAGUGCAUCCUUGUGAUUAUCGGUGCUGUUGCACUCUCAAUUCUCAUCGGGAUAAUAGUUUGGCAGACGUCCUAAGAAUGUUGACUAACACUAAUAAUGUUUUUAUGAAUAUGCCCAAUCAAUUUGUAUCGAAUAACUACUAACGAGUCCCAGGGAACUCCAAUGUUUCAUCUUCGAGGGAAAAGUUCAAGAUACUCUCCGUUCCAUUUGUAUGAUAAAUCAUGAAAAUGCAUUACGCGGUAUUGUUCGAGAUGGAGUUUUAAAUGCUAUUGCCCGUAUCUAAUUAUUAUGAUAUAAUAAUGCUGCAGAUAGUAAUGUAACCGAGGAAUACAUUCAUAUAACGCAAUUAAGUGGUUAUGAUAUUAAUGAGCGCCAUUAAUGACUGGGGAUUGAAUUUGGUGAUGAUAAUCAUCGGCAUUAUGUGAAUCAUUCCUUAAUGUAGAUUAAUCAUGGGUAAUAUUAUCAUUUCUUAUCUUUUCUGUUUGUUAUAGAAUUAUUUGAGAAUAUAAUGUGUAAAUCGAAGUAUAAUCUCCUGUAUUAUAUAUUUAAAAAAUGUUGUUUUAUUUUAAUGAGUCAGAAUAAAUUAU